AUGAAUCAACAUAAAGGCUUAGAUAUAGAAAAAAAAUUGCUAUUAUUUAGUUCUGCUAAAACUACUCCGAACUCAGUCAAUAAAAUACAGUCUAUUCCGAUUUUAAUUAAAGUGCAUUUAUUAAAUGAUAGUUCAGGACCGUUGCUCCAGAUACCUUUGAAAGUUGGCUACAUCAGUGGGGUUGUCUACGUUAAUGGUCAGUCUGUGACUAAUGGGAUAGUAACAAGGCUUCACAUGCAAGUAACUGCAAAUAGUGAAAAAGCUGGUCAUAAGUACCAAUCCAAUGUUCAGAUUCAAGUCAGGAUUUUCGUUAGGCAAUUACCUACAAGUAAUCAAAAUAAGUGUCGCACUGCAGUAGAAGAAGAAGUGGUGGAAGUCGAUUCAUAUUCGCUGACAAAGAGUAUAUUACCUUUAGGUUCAGCAACCAAUAGUCGAACAAGUCUUGCUAUACGACGAUUGUGCUGGACAUCAAAUCCAAUCUACAGUUUGUUAUUGUUAUCGCAAAAUCCAUUUUUAACACUUUGUUCAUUCCAUGUUACUUCAUGGCAGCUUCGAUGUGAGCUUCUGCAGCUAGCUGCUGUAUGCCUUUCGAAAAAGAAAAUGAAUAAAAGCUAUAAAAAUGAUACAAUCCAUUUUUACAUGUCGUUGUCGUCGAGUAUGAUAGACGGACGUGUCCAGAUUGGAGACACCGCUCUGUGUAUCUUUUGCGAUAAAAUUCGUUGA
Trichoplax adhaerens is the source of this 723-nucleotide messenger RNA. RefSeq lists its product as uncharacterized. The record is from RefSeq and is a predicted model, not a curated record. The transcript is spliced from 6 exons. NCBI's taxonomy places the organism in Eukaryota, Metazoa, Placozoa, Uniplacotomia, Trichoplacea, Trichoplacidae. Bases 1 to 723 code for a protein of 240 amino acids.